UGCUCUUCUUCUUUCUUCUUCCGUUUCUCGCUUCUCUGGGUUUAAUAAUCUCUUUAGAAAAAAUCGAAUCUUGCAGCAAACUGAAACGGUCAAAUAAAAAAGUUAAGGACUCCAUCAGAAUCUGUCUUCCUACUUAUCGAGACAGGUGAGAGAAAUAAUAGUUCUGAAGGUUCUGUCUGAAGAUUCUCUGUUUUAAAGAGACAUGGAGUGCAACAAGGAUGAAGCCAUAAGGGCAAUGGACAUCGCCAAGAGGAAAGUUACAGAAAAUGACUACACCGGGGCGAAAACAUUUGCUGUCAAGGCUCAGAAUCUGUACCCUGAGCUCGACGGUUUGAAGCAAGUGUUGAUGUUGAUAGAUGUGUAUAUCUCGGCAGGAAACAAGAUUAAUGGAGGGGAGCCUGAUUGGUAUGGAGUUCUUGGUGUGGAUCCUUUGGCUGAUGAUGGAGUUGUGAAGAAGCAGUACAGGAAGCUGGCACUUUUGCUUCAUCCUGAUAAAAACAAGUGUGAAGGAGCAGAAGGUGCGUUUAAGUUGAUUUUGGAAGCUUGGUCUCUGCUGUCUGAUAAGGUUAAGAGGAUUGCUUUUGAUCAGAAGAGGAGGGUGGUGAUGGUGAAAGAAGUUAAACCGAGAAAGAGUCGGAAGCAGAAACAAGAACCAAAGGAGCCGAAGCAAGCUACAAAAAGGCAGAAGCAGCAAGCAAAGGAGCCGAAACAACCGGCAAAAAAGCAGAAGCAACCACCAAAGGAGCCGAAGCAGCCCAAACAACCAGCAAAGCAGCAGAAGCAACCAGCAAAGCAGCAGGAGCAGCCAACAAACCAACAGGAGCAACCACAGCAGCAGCAGCAGCAACCACCGAAGGAGCCCAAACAAGAGGCAAAUCAGCAGCAGCAAUCACCAAUGCAGCCCAAACAAGAAGCAAAUGAGCAGAAUGAACCACCAAAACAGCCUAGACAACCUGCAAACCAGCAGGAGCAACGACCAAAGCAGCCCAAACAAGAGGCAAAUGAGGAGCAGCAAUCACCAAUGCAGCCCAAACAAGAAGCAAAUGAGCAGAAUGAACCACCAAAACAGCCUAGACAACCUGCAAACCAGCAGGAGCAACGACCAAAGCAGCCCAAACAAGAGGCAAAUGAGGAGCAGCAAUCACCAAUGCAGCCAAAACAAGAAGCAAAUGGGCAGCAGGAACCACCUAAACAGCCCAAACAACCACCGCUGCCUAAACAACCUGCAAACCAGCAGGAACAACGACCAAACCAGCAGAAACAACAACCGAGCCCACAGAAACAACAACAACGACAGCCAAGUUCUAAGGCCUCUCGAAACGGUAGAGGUCGAAGCAACAAGCCCACAUCAAAAGUCAGUACCUUUUGGACAAAGUGCAACAUAUGCGAGACGCAACACGAGUAUAUAAGGGUCUACUAUCUUAACAAGAAAGUGAUUUGUCGAAGCUGCCAUGGGUCUUUUAAAGCAACUGAGAUAGAUAAAACACAGCAAGCAACAAAAGAUGCUUCUUGUGGGAGAGAUUCUUUGUCAAGAAAGGCCAGUUCAAACGUGGCAAAUCAAGCAGAGGAAAGAGUAGUGGUUGAGGAGUCAGAAGACAAGGAUGAAGAAGCUGCUAGAGAGAUUACAAACUCUGAUUUCAAAGUAGAAGAGAGGGCUCGUAAGAAGCUGAAGACAAAUGGGUCUUGCAGAGGCAAGUAGUGGGUGGAUCAAAGGUGUGAUGUUUAGGAGUUGAACAAUGAAAUGACUUUUAGGGAUUCCUUAGCGAUCCUAUCUCUUAUCGCGCUAUUAUAUAUGAAUGUUUUGCAUCUAAACUAGGAAAAGUACACACUGGAAGUCUGGAACAAGGGAAGCUCUUCUUCUAACAUAUUUAAUGUGAAAUGUCCAAUCUUUUUUGUUUUGUUUGUUAAAAAAGUGUGCUUUGUACAAA
Molecule: messenger RNA, 1928 nt
Organism: Brassica oleracea var. oleracea
Lineage: Eukaryota; Viridiplantae; Streptophyta; Magnoliopsida; Brassicales; Brassicaceae
Product: heat shock protein DDB_G0288861
Exons: 2
Coding region: 203-1699 (498 amino acids)
Source: RefSeq, a predicted model, not a curated record